Molecule: messenger RNA, 4199 nt
Organism: Sitodiplosis mosellana (orange wheat blossom midge)
Lineage: Eukaryota; Metazoa; Arthropoda; Insecta; Diptera; Cecidomyiidae
Product: ankyrin repeat domain-containing protein 11
Exons: 8
Coding region: 1354-3951 (865 amino acids)
Cellular component (GO): nucleoplasm
Molecular function (GO): protein binding
Source: RefSeq, a predicted model, not a curated record
GACACACAUUUUUAUGUGUUUCAGUUCUUUGAACGUCGUUUCACCCCGUGCCUCAGUUCAUCAAUCUUCUUCACGCUCAAUCUAGUGCUUACCCAAAUUAACACGAUAAAGACAGCUACAACGAAAUUCAUAAAAUCGGUGCAUUCGAAAGGAAAAGGGAGAACUCCACAAAUAGACGUAUCGCAUCAACUCAUCCUUCAUCCAUACUACAAAGUGAAAUCCAAUCGAUAGACUGAAAACAGAUCGAAACUAUUCCAUCUCAUGUCGAAAUGAUGUGGCGGUAUAGUUCAGUGUUCAUCGCGAGACACACUUCAUUUUCAACCUCAAGCGUGCUAAAGCAGAAUAAAAUUUUCUUGUUCUUUUCAAAAUUUGAUUGUACGCGAAAAAAUUGUCUGAAAUAGUUUCAUCUAAAUGGUAUGCAAUUUAUUGUUCAAACAGACUGGUUUGAAUAAUAAUUCUUGGAAUAAAUUAGUUUCCGGUUAUUCUAUCAUACAGUAUAACGUUGUCGAGAAACAAUAUUCCAUGUACACCGAUGACAUGAAUUACAGUCGUUAAACCGAUUCGCUGCGGAUAGGUACGUGCUCAGUCAAAACUCACGUAGCACAGUACCGCACGCCUAAUGACUGAAGUAUAUAUCACAGUUUGUGAGUGCCUGCGUUCAUCACACGGUAUUUGUGUUCGUGUUCGUGUUCGUGUUCGUAUAUAGUCGCAAACGAGAAGUGAAGUGGAGUACUAUCAUACACAUACAAAUUAUAUACACAUCUGCAUACAUUUUCAGUACAUCAAUAUUGCAUUGUAAAAUCGUUUUGUUUAGCAACGAUUGCAAUUUUUCUCGAUUAGUAAACGGUAAAUAGUCUGAAAUAUUUAAUUCCGUCUUUGAUUUAACGAAAAAGACACCAAAAUCCAAUAAAUAUUUACAUAAGUUGUUUACAUCAUGCGAAUUGCCACUGCUGUUGGUAUUGCUACUGUCAUUGUUAGGUUAGAAGAGUAGCUUUUUGUGUUUGAUUUUUUACUUGAUUCACUCCAGAAACUCGAUGAGAAAAAGAAUCAAGCCCAAGCAAUCGGACUGAAGUGCCAUUCGCAAUUUAAAGGAAAUAAUCAAUUUGCAUGCAAUUAAAAUUGAAGACAAACAAGUGGUAAAAGCUAGCAAAAUCAUUUCCUAAAACAAGAGUAAAAUAAUAACAAUAAUAAUAAUAAUAAUAAUAAUAAAAAGAAGAAGUAAAGAAUAAUUAAACGUAACCUGUAAAGAGUUCUUUGUUGUGCUGUGCGCUAUCAAAUAGAAAGAGAGUGUUGGUUUUGUUGACGACAACUCAUAUCCAAACACAAUAAAAUUGCCCGGAUUUUUUGGUCAUCAUGUUUCAGAAUGUGAGUAAAAAAAUGCCAUCGACAUCACGGCCAAGAGUAACUGGUAGUUCCAGUGGCAUAGGGCGAAUUUCGGCUAAUACGCCAAUGUCGGAACGCCAACAAAUGGCUUUGCUCAUGCAAAUGACAUCGGCAAACAAUCAAUCAGACGCGGCGCCAGGGAACAGUGGACAUGGUCCAGCUCGUUCGCGAGAUCGUAACGAACGAGGUGAAACUGCAAUGCAUGUUGCAGCAAUCAAAGGUGAUCAAGAAGGUAUCAAAAAGUUACUGGAACAGGGAAUGAGUCCCAAUGUUCCCGACUUUGCUGGUUGGACACCAUUACACGAAGCCUGCAACCAUGGUCACUACAAUGUUGCAUUGACUCUGGUCAAAGCUGGUGCUAAUGUGAAUGCCCGCGGCCUGGACGAUGACACCCCUCUUCAUGAUGCCGCCAUCACGGGACAAUUGAGACUUGUAAAAAUGCUUGUGGAACGUGGUGCAGAUCCAUGUUUUAAGAAUCGCAAGGGCAAAACACCUUGUGAUGUUGCUGCAGCGGCUGUCCACAACUUUCUUAUAACUGCUAGAGAUGCAGCUAUCAGUCGACAACAACAAAUGAAGAAAGCAAGCGACGGAAAGAAGUCAAUGGACGAUCAUGAUGAAUCAAAUGUAGCAUCAGGCAGUGGAACAACGUCAAAAGCCGCAUCAAAGGAGGAAGAUGACGUGUAUGAAUUUAAGACGACGCCCAAAGAUUCGUCGUCCAGUUCAGGCGAUGAUAAGUCAGAUGGUGGAAAGGGAUCCGAUAAGUCGUCGGAUGAAAAGAGUGAUGAACAAGGAACGAAGCGCUCAUACUCGGACAUCGAGGGUGAUGUUGAUGAUGAAGUUAAGCGAAAAAAGCGAAACACAGAAGGAACGUCAAAAGAUUUAAAUAAAACAGUAUCAAAUCGGCCAACGUCCCAGCGUCAAGAGAAGAAUUCCAAAUUCCAUGGUGCAGCUGCCAAAAAUUCCAAUUUAACAAGUAAAAAUGUGUCGACACUUGAUCGAAAAAGCCCGUGUACAAGUCCAAAGCCAACUUCAACGAAAACCGAUAGUGACGUUGAAAUGGAUGAUAAAAACCUCGGAUCAGACUCAUUUGGCGCUGCUGGUCCCAAAGUACCACCAUUGAAGAUCGUUAUACCACAGCAAACGUCAAACCCUGACCAGGAAAUGGGAACUCGAAACGGAAAAAAUAUUUCAACGAGGAAUAAUGCGGCAUUGCCAUACGUUGUGGCGUCAUCAUCGAAUAGCAAUGAUUCGGCUGACAAAGAAAGCGCUUCGUCACGAUGUACCAGUCCAUCGGAUUCAACAAAAAGUGUGGAUGAGAAGAAAACCGGCACCACAAUGACCAACGAAGAUCAAAAACAACAGCGAGUUUUACGAAGUUCAAAUAGAGGCGGCUCUUCCGUUGAUCGAGGCUCGAACAACUCAUCACCUCAAUUGCAGAGCAGCUCACCGUCACCGGCUCCGGUUACGCAAACGAGUACAACAACGACUGCCACAUCAACCAAUACAACAUCGUCUGUGACAGCACGUGUUGAAUCAACGAAACCAGCAACGCCCGCCUCCAGUUCAACGGUCGAUAGUUGCCCAACCACAUCGAACAUGAACACAACUAGCCCAAGCAAUCCAUUAAAUACAGAGACCGAACAAACAAAUGCACCCAGUCCAUCAGCAUCAUCGACGUCUUCAACUAAAGAGAGUUCACAAAAUACAGCCGAUUUGCAUCCGCGAAAGCGAAAAAUACGUGCUAGUAAAGAUGAAAACAAACAGAUUGUUCCGAAUACGAAUUCAUCAUCAUCUUCGUCCUCGUCCUCAUCAACAACUCAAUCGAAUACAAACAAUAACGAUCCAAAUGAAAGUACUACCAAUACGGAAGUGCCACAUCCACAUGAUCAACCCAUCACCAAUUGCUAUCAAAUGUACUUAAAUAUCCGAAAACAAAUCGAGCGACGACAGCGAAAUCUCUUUCCCGUCCAACCGAAACCACCACAAGGUUUCAAGGACUAUUUGCUGAACCGUCGCACGUAUGUGCUGGCUGGCAAAACAACAAUGGAAUCAAAUACUGGAUUCCCGAUGAAUCUAUCACCACAGCUACGCGAUUUAUUUAUGCAACAAGAAAAGGAAAGACAUAAACUUAAAAUGCAACACGUUGUGGAAAAGGAGAAGCUGGUUCUUUCGGUUGAACAAGAAAUUUUACGGGUCCACGGUAGAGCUGCUCGCGCAUUGGCCAAUCAGUCUCUACCAUUCUCAGCAUGCACAAUCCUUAAAGAUGAAGAAGUUUAUAACAUAAUCACUCCAGAGCAAGAGGAAAAAGACCGCAAUGCUCGCUCAAGAUACAAUGGAAGGCUGUUCUUAAGUUGGCUACAAGACGUCGACGACAAAUGGGAGAAAAUUAAGGAAGCCAUGGUAUUACGUUGCCAAAAUGAAGCAGAAAGUUUACACGCUGUACAAAAAAUGGAAUGGGAAUGGAAAAUGAAAGAGCUGAUGCUGUGCGAGUACAAAGCACAACCCGUUAUUGAUGAAAUUCAUGUACCUAUGGUUCAUGUCAGUGACGAUUUCGACCUACUUCCAUAAACCAUAAAUGUAUCGUUAAUUUUGAACAGCAUGUGAUUUUAUCUACGUUAAGAAAUAAUGUCAAUUUUUUUAUGAAUAAUGAACAAAGUAAUGUAUAACAAACGUAACUUAUUGUUACAAAUGUUGAAGUCCUAAUGAAUCGAAUGAAAAAAAAUCAAUGCAUAUUUAUGUACACGAUGUGUACAAUUUUUGACACUUGGCAAACUUGUAUGUAGUUUUAAGAAAAUAAAAAAAAACUCGUUAUCAAA